Messenger RNA from Symbiodinium sp. CCMP2592, 5778 nucleotides. NCBI's taxonomy places the organism in Eukaryota, Dinophyceae, Suessiales, Symbiodiniaceae. The record is from the annotation of a GenBank genome assembly.
AUGCUGCUGCCCACCGGCUUCCAGACGCAUUCUCGUUCUGAGCUGGUCAUUGUGCAGGAAGCCGACUGGACAGAGCUUGCGGAGUACUUCAACGAGAAAGCGCCCGAGAACGUGAAAAAAACUGUGAAGACACAGGCAGGGGCUUUUGGUCGCUCCAAACGAGUCGUGCUCUGUCUGCGUGUGGCAUCAACUGAGACCCUGGGCGUGAAGAUCCAGCAGGACCGUCGGGAGCAACCGUUCAAGAGUGAAGAUGACCGGGGCAUCGAAGGCGUCAUUGUUCUGCCCAAUUCAAGCAAGCGGAAAGUUGUGGUGGGCACCCGGAUGUCCGUCGAUAAAACUCGACAAUCCGAGCAUGAAAGCGGCGGUGCAAUGGAGCAAGCCUUCCAGAACGAGUCAGCCUCUGUGAUGCCUGAGAUGAACAACCAGGCCGACAUUGACCAGGCUCUGGCCCAGCCAGGAGUGGACGAAUCUGCACAGCAGCAGGAGGUGGAACCCGUGCCAAGUGAUGCGGAGUCCGAUGGGGCAACCUUCGGAUUGAAGAGAUCUGGGGGCGGCUCCGGCAGCUCACCGCGCAAGAGGGUCAGGGCUAAAGCUAAGCCAGGCGCCCGAUCCAAGAGUGCCGCUCCUUCAGAUCGAGAGGCCCCUCCUGUGAAGAAGGAGAAGCAGGUGUCCGCUGAAAAGGUCCAGAGGACAUUGGAUGCGGCCAAGGCCGCCUUGCGGGCCUUGAAGUCCAUGACACCAGUUCUCUACUGGUCUGGCGGUGCGAAGGAGAAAGACUUACAGACAAAGGUCGGUAAGGCUCUAGCCAGCUGCACGGCACUGGAGAGCCUUGAGACAAACAAGGAUGCCGAAAGCUUGCGCGAAGAGUUGCAGGCACUUGUUGAGACGACCAACAGCUGGUCAGAAAUCCUGGACAAGUUCAGGCUGUCUGAUCCUUUGAUGGUGUUGCAAAUCCAGACAGAAGAUGUUGCUCAGCUUGCAAAGCAGAUCCCCGUGGAUGCCGUGGCUGCUGUUGUGACAGAGAUUGCUAGAAAGCUUGUCGAGGCCCAAAGCCACAACGCCACCAUGGCCACCAAAGCUUUCUUCCGAUUCAUUGCCCUCGCCAAUUUGGACCAGCCCGGCCUAAGCCUUUUUGCCAUCCACACGACGGAAGGCAAGAACAGUGGCCUGGAUGAGAAAUGCUUGCUGAGGAUUCAAGGCAACAUGUUCAACAUUUGGCUGAACAGCACCAAGACGACCGCCGAGACUGCGGCUGUGUUGCAGAGCAUUCCUUCAGAACUUUGGCUGCCGAACCUGGCUAAGGCUUCUGGGGACACCCCCUCCACGGAAACUUUGGCCAUUGACGGUGACAGUGCCAACUGCUCUGGGCUAGUUCCUCGACUGUUGGUGGAUCUUCAGAAGUUCAUCGCGUGCGGAAAGGUGUCCAUGGAUGACCAGAGCAUGCCCGAUCAAGGGCUUUUGGCAGACCCAUCCAAAGUCAACGAGCUCAAGAUGGUGGUGACUCUUCCUGCCUCUCCUCGGGUGAACCUGUUGUUUCGUGCCCCAGGUGCAAUCAGGACCAUGUGGCAGCGAGUCUUGGAUAUUUCCAAGCGAGUCAUAGAGGAGCGCUCGGCACUCCAGCAAGCGGCCCACAUCGCUGAGAGUUUGGAGGAUCUGGUGAAUGUGCUUUCGCAGCCCGAGUCAAAACGGCUGCAGCCGGCAGAGAUUGCCAAGCGAAUCGGAUUGUGCGCCAGGUGCCAUGACUUGCUGGCUGCCUGCAAGGCCUCGCAAGACCCCGCUGCACCGGAGCAUGUGACAAAGUUGGAGGGCUUGCUCAGCGAGUUGGCCAGCCUACUUAACGACUCCUACCAGAAUGCGGGUGCCUUCGAUCAGCUCAUGUUCUGCGUGUGGAAGGCCGGCGACAGCGUGGCUGCAGCCAUGCCCGAUCCAGCUGGCCCGACGGCAGAGCAAGUGUUGAAGGAGCAGAUCAUUGCAGGCCGAGCUCGAGGAGUGGUGCUUCAUUCCGAGGCGGUGCAUAACAAAAUGUUGGCAGAGAUGGCCAGCUGCAUGUGGAACUUUCAGCAAAAGGUCAUGAAAGAGGGAAGCUGUCCGACAUUGGGCAGCGACAGUGCUAUCUUGGAGGCUUGUUGCAGCCUUCACAGGGACCUGAAAGAGCACACCGCCGUGUGCGAGCGGAUGCUGAACUCGGGUGAUAAGACCGUGUGGUUGGGUACCUGUGUUGGUGCAUUGCAGCGCUUGGAGGACCGUUUGCAAGCACACCUGCAGCAAGAGAUCCAGGAGAAAGGAGCGGAGGCGAUCAUGAAAUACAUGAAAGACAUCAAGCUUCCGAAGUGCAUCCAAGGCUACAAGGACGUGUUGCUGCAGGCAAAUUUCCUCCAGAAGCUCGACGGCAGCACCCUCAAACCUGCAACCGAUGAGACUCAGGCAGCAGCUUUUUCCUCAUUGACCAGCGCGGCCAAGCAAAUGGUGCAGAUGAGGAGCUUGGACCAGAAGAUCAUUGAGGUGGUUCUACCGGGCAUGAUUGAGAAAUGCAAGGGCUUCGAGGAGCAGGUUCUGCAGCACAUCAGUGGCAUGGCCAUUGGAGCAGAGGAAAGCUGUUCCGAGCUCACGGAGACACUGGAGAAGUACAGGCUCUUUGGUUUUGGAGUUGCCCGAUCUCAUGUUGGGUUUUCCUUGCAGAGGCCCAUCCUCGAUGCAGUCGAAGUGUGGAGCAUGGACUCCGUUCGGUGGAUGCUGGACGAAGACCCAGCCGUCACGGCCGAUGUCAACUACAUGUUCGAGUUCCGGCACAAAACGGAGGGAGUCCUCUCUUUCAGCCGCGAUAUCACAUGCUUGCUGCAGCAGGCAAAGCGUUCCAGCGAUGAUCAAGCCUUCUUGGAUGAUAUUGUGAAAGUCCAGAAAGCCGUGGAGGAUUCGCGGCGGGAUGCAGCCAUGAUUCUGGCCUGUAUGCUGACAGCUGCCACCGUUGUUCGUGCGAAUGAGGCGGCGUCGGGUGACAACAGCAAGGAGAGCUUGGAUGAAGCUCGCGAAGUGAGCAAGUGUCUGAGCCAGAAGCUUGGGAUGAGCACCAAAGACUUGCCGGGCCCCCUCCAUCAGAAGUUCCAAGCGAUUGGCACGACCAGCAUCAUGGAGGCUAAAGGUUCCGGAGGGACACUUGAAGGAUGGAGAAAGCAAGCCGCCGGAGCAGGCUGCAAAGAGGAAGUUUCGGAUCAAGAUCUACUACCACAGGGAGAUCCUCAGUUGUGCUUUCCACGGGAAGAAGGGCGUGAUCAGGGACCACCGAAGAAGCUCCUUAAAAAGGCUGAAGUUCAAUACACUCCCGACAUAGAGGACAUCCUCAAGAACCUGAAGGAGAAGAAACUUCCGCUCCAAGUGACCCACACAGCGAGCCUUCAAGAUGUUAAGAACAACCUUGAUGAAUGGAAGCCGUCGGCAAUGAAGGAGUUCGAGAACUUAACAAAAGGAAAAAAUGCUUUGGAAGUGACAAAACGUCAUCUACUACCUCCUGGAUGCCGAUUGGUCCCCUGCAAAGGGGUAUACACUGUGAAACCAGACAAAGGAGAUAUGGGUUUCCGGAGAAAAACGAGAUUUGUGGCAUGUGGAAAUCAUGUACCGGAAGGCGAGACCACCUUUGACCUCUUUGCGGCGGGGCUGGAUGCUACUUCACUGAGGACAAUGUUGGCUUUCACUUCCGGAAGAAGUUCAUGGAGAUGGGGGGUCACGGACAUCCGGCAAGCCUUUGUGCUUGCAAAGUGGCUGGGUGGCCCAGUUGUUUUACAGCCCCCUGCGAUUGCCUACCAAAUGGGAUUGGCAGAAGAAGGAGAUGUCUGGCUUGUGAGACAAGCCAUAUACGGCUUGAGGGAGUCACCGGCAAUGUGGAGCCAGUUCAGAGAUUCCCAGCUACGCCUGGCACGGUGGACUGUUGAGAUUGACGGCAACCCGGUUGUGAUGAAGCUGGAACAACUCAUAACAGAUAACCAAGUUUGGCGUAUCGUUCGGGAAGAUGGUUUGGGAGAUCCUCAAGGAUAUCUGUUGGUGUACAUCGACGAUAUGUUGGUAAACGCAGAGGAGAAAACUAUGUGGGGAUUUUUCAACUGGUUGUCGGCCAAGUGGGAGGUUGAUGAGCUGGACGUCAUGGACUAUGACCACCCGAUCAAGUUCUUGGGAACAGAACUACACCGAGUACCUGGAGGGGUGGAAAUGGGUCAAGAAGGCUUCGUCAAGGAGCUCCUGAGAAGCUACCACCACAAUGGGAACAAGUCCAAAGUCCAAGGACCCAAAGAAACUUUGAUAUUGUCCGACGAAGAGGAAAGGGCUUUGAUAGAUGCACAGCCACAUGACCUCACCGGCAAGGAGGAGAUCAUCAAGGAGGCGCAGAAACGUGUAGGUGAGUUGCUAUGGCUCAUGGGUCGUUCAAGACCGGACCUCCAACAUACAGUUUCGAUCAUGUCUGCGAGGAUUACCAGGUGUCCUGAAUUGGUCAAUAAAAUUGGCGAAAGACUCUUGGACUACCUGAGCGAAACUGUGAGCUACCGCUUGAGCUUCAUCCACCACGAGGGCAAGGAGUUUGAUUUGGAUAUUUUUACGGAUAGUUCAUUUGCUCCAAGCGGGGGAAGGUCUCAUGGAUCAUGCGCCGUCUUCUACAACGAUUGUGCAGUAGCCUGGAGAUCGGCAAGACAGCAGUUAUGUACAUUGUCAACGGCAGAGUCGGAACUACUGGAGGCCGUCGAAGGUGUUGUUCUGGGACGCGCAACCAAAGGUUUACUAGACGAACUUACAGGACGAGACCUGCGCAUGAACUUGCUGGUCGACAAUGCCGCGGCAGUAACACUGCUGGCUUCGUUAUCGGGUUCUUGGCGGACUCGACACUUACGCCUACGCUCAAACUGGCUACGGGAACUCAUUCAGAACAAGGCAGUGAACCUCCGUCACCAACCAGGUGAAGGACAGCGGGCUGAUAUUGGGACGAAACCGUUCUCAAAGGUGAGGUUGGAACAGCUGGUGAAGCUGUGGGGAAUUGUUGAUCGGCGAGCUGCUACCACGACGACGGCGAGAUCAGCGAGGGUUAAUCCUACCUGGUUGACAACAAUGCUGAUGCUUUGUCAGGUGUGUGGUUCCCUGGGGCAAAAGGAAGAUCUACAAACAGAAGUUCCUUGGGACCUCUAUGUCAUCAUUCUGAUCCUCGCAGUCGCGGUCAUUGGGCUUUGGGAAGGAGGGAAGAGUUGCUUGAAGUCAAGAGGACCGCAAGUACGAGCCCUACGUGCCAAAGCAGAUACAGCUACUGCAACCCGUGGGAAGCUUACGAGGAACGAGCUUAAAGAGCUUCAAAGAAUGCUGAUGGUAGAGCCAAGUGAUUUGAGUGAUGAACAAAAGAUUCGUUUGGUGGAACUUCAAGACAAGUUCAACGAGACUAUGCCAGAGGGAACCUCACCCGUACCGAGAUACCCCGCAGAGCUGUUCCAAGGAUUUGCGGAAUCCUCUUCUUCAUCUACGGCAACUUCAUCAAGGACUCCCGCGCCGUCAAGUUACAACAAGCAGCCCAAGGGCAAGGAGAUGAAAAGUGUCGAAACCCAGACCGACCAUGUUCCAGCUUUCACGAGAGUUGAACCACCACCACCGCCAAUGAUCCGCACCUACGCAGGCCCUUUUUAUCAAGUACCCGGAGGAGAUAAGUUUCAUGUUUUCCCCAACUGUUGGGGACUGCGGCAUGCAUCGCGGACCAACUCAAUCGAAGUCUGUAGAUGCUGUGCUGAGAAUGGUGGUAAAAGGAUCUAUUGA